UGUCUUCUCUACCUGAUUUAUCUCGCUCUCUUCCUCUCUCCCAUUUCUCUCUCUACCUCUCUCUCAUCAACCCGAGCCCAGCCCUAGUCGGGACAUCGGUAUAUAAUCCCAAAUCCUUAUUUUUGUUUCUUCGAUUGGAGCAAAAAGAUAGCAGGAUUGGGAAUCAGAUGGAUGGAAGUGUUCUCAGAGUUCCUGAAGGAAUCAGGGCAAUGGAAGCAAUCGCAGCGGACAAGGUUCCUGAAAAAAUACACCCGAAAAAAGAAAAAUUAGAUGUACUGCAGCAAUGCCGGCGGACCACUGCCAUAACGUUACGGAAGAUAUCAGACCCAAGAAAAGAAUGAGAAUUAGAUUUACAUGUAGGCAAGCAAUGCCGACGGACAACAGCGUUAAUAUUCCUGAAGAAAUCAUUCACGACAUCCUGCUGUUGUUGCCCAUCAAAUAUCUACUCAAAUGCACCGCAGUGUGCAAGUCAUGGAGGUCUCUAAUCCAAAGCUCUGCCUUCAUCCAUACACACCUCAACCAAAAUGACGACGCUCAUCUCUUGCUGCUACAGUUUUCCAACAGGGAAGAGAGAAAAAGAUUUUACUCGUUGCAUUGGGAUCGAUGCCCUUCAUUCAGUGAGUACUCCAAGCUUACAGAUCCAUUCGUAGCUUACAAUGAAAUUAGUGGACGUCAAGAAGACAAUAAUCAAACAACACAAAUGGGUAACAGAAACUGCAAGGUCAAGGUGUUAGGGACUUGUAACGGGCUGGUAUGCCUCCAGGAAGGUGACAUUGCGACAUUAAUUUGGAACCCCAGUAUUAGAAAGUUUGUUGUUUUGCCUCCCCCUGGUGUUACUUUCAUGGGGUCUGAAAGCCACGCAUUUGGCUAUGAUCCGCUUACCAAUGACUAUAAGGUUUUCAGAAGUGUUAGUUAUUAUAAGCCUUCCCGCUUGUCCCGUGCAGUUGAGAUUUUUUCCUUAGCCAGGGGCUGCUGGAAGAGGCUUCGUAAUGCUGUUGUUCCUGCAAACUUCUCGCCUGGAAACUUUACUAGUAAUGAUAAACCCGAUGCUCUUGUUAACGGUGCUCUGCAUUGGAUUCAGACAGAGGGGGACGACAAGUUCAUUGUGUCCUUUGAUUUGUCCACUGAAUUAUUUGGCAAGAUCCUGAUGCCCAAAUCAGCUUUGAGAAGGAGGACUAAGAGGUGGACACGCGAAGCUCCCGUGGUAAAAAAUGUUUGCUAUGCUUCAGGAUACGGGGACUGCCUUUGCCUUUUUUGAGAAACAUCAAAAUACGAAGUUUCCUGGUGAUGUUCAUUUGUACUUGUGGGUGAUGAAAGACUAUGGUGUUGCAGAAUCCUGGUCUAAAUUAUUCACUAUAUCUACACAACAAAAUGUGCUCAGGCCACUUGGUUUCAGAAAGAGUGGCCAAGUGGUGCUUGCGUAUUCUUCGGAUGACAAGCGUUAUGAAUUGGUAGACCCUAACAGCAAACAAUGUGAUGAUUUUCGAAUUGAUGGGUACUGCCCCAGGACAAGCCUCUACUGCUUCAUGGAUUAUUUUGUUGAGAGCAUUGUCUUACUCGAUCGACCCGAUGCUAUCUCAUACUAGAUAGGUUGGAUAUUGGUUCGAAUUAGCAUUAUCCUGGCUUCAUUCCUUCUUACUGUUCUGUUUCUUUGGAUUAAUUAUCU
Prunus mume (Japanese apricot) is the source of this 1666-nucleotide messenger RNA. Its product is annotated as F-box/kelch-repeat protein At3g23880-like. Lineage: Eukaryota; Viridiplantae; Streptophyta; Magnoliopsida; Rosales; Rosaceae. Gene Ontology annotation, molecular function: protein binding. The record is from RefSeq and is a predicted model, not a curated record.